UCAGCGAAAGAAGGAGUACUUCAACUCGUGCAAAGAUCUUUUGACGAAAUACCAAAAUUCUGCAAAUGGAAACUACACUCUGAAUACAACGGCUUCGAAUGAAUAUUAUGACGUGUAUUGCCACAUGACUAAUAUUCCAUCGUGUGGCGGAGGAGGCUGGACACAAGUUUUGAAGAUGGAUGGAGAAAAGGAUACAUUCAUUUACAAUUCCAAAUUGUGGACGAACAAGGAGACAUACGCGAUGCAAGAUGGUCUGGAAGGACUGACGGAGAAAGAAAGCAAGUUGGCUUCGUACUGGAAUACUCCGUUCACAAAGAUAUGCCUGGGUAUGUCGUAUAACGGAACAAGAAAAUGGAUGACCGUCCACUACACCGCGAGUUCGCUGUACAGCCUGAUCGCGGAGGGCCAGUUUAGGGCGACCACCGCUGGCCGAGCAUCAUGGAAAUCUUUAAUCGCGGGCUCGUCGUUACAAAAGUACUGCAAUAAGGAAGGUUUUAACAUACCGAACAACGUGGGUAUCAAAAUGCGUAUUGGAAUCGUUGCCAAUGAAUAUAAUAAUUGUCAUUCGUGUAAUUCUUGGAUUGCCUAUGGAAAUGUGGUUAGUGGAAUGACUUGUGGAAAUCGAGCUCGGUACCAAGGCGAUAACGGAGACAAAGAUCUCGCAACGUUUGGAUAUAUCCUUGUUCAAUAAAUAAUAUAGAUCGAUAUUACACGUAAGGUUAUAUUUCUUAAAGAAUUUGUAUCGCAAGUUUAAACGUAGCCUUAUAAACUUAGGGCGUUUUUCUUUAUACUGUAAAAACGGCCAGACCGGUUCCAUUGUAUUUUACUACAGACCGGCAGUUUACUAAUAUUUUAGAAUGCUUUGAAGAGCUUUGCAUUAACGUAUAUAGGUUUUCACAUAUGCCCAGCACGAAAACUACUUUUUAACUGCAAUAUUUUGAACGAAAUACUCUAUUCCAAUUUAAAAUAUGACCGGUUUGACUAGUUUGCCGAUCAAAGCGCCAUUGGUAGUUUUAUUUUCAGUUCGUAUUAUUAGCCUUACCCAGAUCAGUGGUGUAUAUACGACGUUCAUAGCAUGAUGGCAAUAAGAAUCUUCUGAGACGGUUUCAUUCCAUGCGCAUGUGGCGGAUUCAGGGUUAAACAGAAUAACUUACUACUUUUUAUUUAAAAAUAUUCUUUAGAAAUCCAUGACUAAUAAAGUUUUGAAUUUUAAAUUU
Dendronephthya gigantea is the source of this 1217-nucleotide messenger RNA. RefSeq lists its product as uncharacterized. The transcript is spliced from 3 exons. The coding region runs from base 125 to 691 and encodes 188 amino acids. Lineage: Eukaryota; Metazoa; Cnidaria; Anthozoa; Malacalcyonacea; Nephtheidae. The record is from RefSeq and is a predicted model, not a curated record.